CUUCUCGAUAGUGCCCCUGGUGGAAAAGCAAUUUCUCCAUAGGCAGGUACUCCGUAAGCAGUGCGAGGUCGUACAAGAGAGCAGAAGAGCGGUGUCUCCUCGGUAAUAUUACCGGGCCCCAUUACCGCGGGGGCUGGGCCGAGUCGUAUGACAAACCCCCAAUGAUACAGGGUAAAAUACCCAGCGUCAAUUGCCCGAGCCGUGGAACAUCUUCCUCACGCCUGCAAAUCGCAUAGUCAGGCUUCUGCAUUGCUCGGCACUUUUCUCUUACCGUUUGCUCUGAUCCAAGCAAAGUACUUUCAACUCAACUCAACCUCAAACACCGACCCCGGUCUCCCUUUCCCCGCCUACGCAAGAUCGUCGCAAUGGCUUCUGCCCCGCCUCACGACCCCUCACUGCGCAAAACAUUCACCAUUGGCACGCGCAAGUCGAAACUUGCUCUGCUCCAAACAGACCUGGUUCAGGCAGCGCUUAAACAAAGAUGGCCGGAUUAUGAAUUCAAGAUUCAUUCCCGGGAGACCGCAGGCGACCAGAACACAACCAUCGCGCUCCGUGACUUCACGACCAAGAACCUAUGGACCCAGGAACUCGAGGAUCUUCUGAUUGCCGGCCAUGUGGACUUCAUUGUCCACUCCCUUAAGGAUGUCCCGACUCUCCUUCCUUCCUCCUGCACGCUGGGCCCGAUGAUGGACCGUGAAGAUACAAGAGAUGUUUUGGUCAUGAAAAAAGGACUGCCAAGUAUGAGUCUGGCCGAUAUGCCAGCAGGAUCCAUCGUCGGCACGUCCUCCAUCCGCCGUACCGCUCAGAUCGCUCGUCGUUACCCCCACCUCAAGGUUAUGGAUGUCCGUGGAAACAUCGGUACUCGGUUGUCGAAGCUGGAUGCAGAAAAUAGCCCCUACACCUGCCUUAUCCUUGCCGCCGCCGGUCUGCUUAGACUGGAUUUGGCGGAUCGGAUCACCAGCUAUCUGGACUCAAAGAACGGAGGAAUGCUCUAUGCCGUUGGUCAGGGUGCUCUUGGCAUUGAGAUCCGGAAGGAUGACAAGGUUGUGCACGAUAUGCUGAAAAACAUCGGCAACGACCAGACCACUUUUGCUUGCUUGGCGGAGCGUAGCCUCCUGCGUACUCUCGAGGGUGGCUGCAGUGCGCCAUUGGGUGUUGAAUCGGAGUGGGUUGAGGGCAAGUUGAGAAUGCGUUCCAUUGUUGUCAGCGUGGAUGGCAAGGAAAGCGCCGAGGUUGAAGUUGAUGGGGCUGUUGACUCGCCUGAAUCUGCUGAAGCGUUUGGUGUUACUGUGGCAAAGGCAUUGGUGGAGAAGGGCGCGGACAAGAUCCUUGAAGAGAUCCAGCGGAAUAAGCAGGCUGCUUAGAGAGGUGUCUGAUUAAACAUGUUGUGGUGGAGAUGCUGGUCUUCUCCUUCACGGGAAGAUAUGUAUGGACGUAGUUAGAUGGAUACCCCACAAAAAACCUCUCUUACAUUUAACUAGAGGCAAUAUCAAUUCACUAUCUGUC
Messenger RNA from Aspergillus ibericus CBS 121593, 1506 nucleotides. Its product is annotated as porphobilinogen deaminase. The coding region runs from base 366 to 1364 and encodes 332 amino acids. Gene Ontology annotation, cellular component: cytoplasm. NCBI's taxonomy places the organism in Eukaryota, Fungi, Ascomycota, Eurotiomycetes, Eurotiales, Aspergillaceae. The record is from RefSeq and is a predicted model, not a curated record. Gene Ontology annotation, molecular function: hydroxymethylbilane synthase activity. The transcript is spliced from 2 exons. Gene Ontology annotation, biological process: heme biosynthetic process.